Ananas comosus (pineapple) is the source of this 1362-nucleotide messenger RNA. RefSeq lists its product as uncharacterized. Lineage: Eukaryota; Viridiplantae; Streptophyta; Magnoliopsida; Poales; Bromeliaceae. The record is from RefSeq and is a predicted model, not a curated record.
AUUUUUUCUCCACACAUUUUUCACCUAAUUUCUCUUAAUCGUGUAUCCCACGGGGUCGAGCCAAAGUCGGGCUCGUCGUCGGACCUGCUUGAACCGCUGCUUACUGUGAAGAGCGAGGCGGGGAAUGGCCGGGAGCGGCGGCGGCGGCGGCUGCGCGAAGAGCGGCGGCAUCAGCAGCAGCAGCAGCAGCAGUGGAGAGGAAGACGGCGACGCGGAGUGGAGGGCGGCCAUCGAGUCCGUCGCCGCCGCAGACUUCAGGGCUGCCGGAUCGAAGCGCGGCGCUGCUUCCGACGACGAGAAGCCCAAAACCCCCGGCCUCAAGCUCUACCAGAUCAAGGCAAAAAAGCUUUUGGAUGAUCUCUUGGAAAAUAAUAUUGAAAUAGUCAGAACUCAUGGCUCACACUUGGGUGACGCUGCUCAAUCUGAUGUGGGCGGGAUUAAACUUUUUAGAAAAGCACCGCCUGGAAUAACCUUGGAUACUGUAGAUUCAUAUCCUCGACCAGAUAAGAAGCCAAGAAUUCUACCUGGAGAGGAGAUCGAUGAGAAAUCAAAGAAGUUUAGACGGCAACUUCAAUCAGUUGCCAUAGAUGGCAAUGAUGUGAUUGCUUCUGCACGAGAAGCAUCUCGAAAGUCUUUGGCUAGAUUUGAAGCUAAGGAAGCCGCAGUGAAGGCAGCAGCAAAGAGAGAGGAAGAAAGAGUUCAAGAACUAAGAAGGAUCAGGGGAGAGAAAUGGCUUCCUUCAAUUGCCAGAGAAAUGAGGGACAAAACUUCCGCGCAGCAAGGAGGCUAAUUGGAAUAGUAGUAAGUUGUCGCUGCGAUGUAUUUGGGUACAAAAAACAUUCACAACAUUCUUCUCCAGAUCUUUUGGUGUGAAGCAUGGUUAUUGGAAACUAUUUACAUUGUCUAUUAAAUUUGCAUGCCUGUCUUUUCUCUCAAAAAAAAAAAAAAAAAAAAAAAAUUGCAUGCCUGUCACAUAAGUGGGUUCAGCUUGUGUUUCGCCUCCUUUUUAGUUUUUUGUCUAAUGUUCCAUUCAGGCUUUGCAGUAACUCUACCUUUGGCAUCUGGGAAAACCAUUUGAAGGUGUUGAGGAAACAGCUUAUAGUAGAAUGCCAUUGCGGCUAGCGGCUUUAACAAAAUGGUCACACUCCUCUCAUGUCCAAGGAAUCAUCUGGAGUAAUCUGUUGGAGUUUAGCUUUUGCAUGUUUGCAAAAUGCAAAGAGCUGUAUUUUAUCAAUGAAACUCUAUUUUAUCAAUGUAACGAUGAUAUAUCUGGUGCUGAAAGAAUAUUUAUCUGGCAUGUCAUUUUGUUAAUCUCAAACUUGCAUUUUAUGAAGUUAAAAGAGUAGGAAUCAGAUGCCCUUA